Molecule: messenger RNA, 2463 nt
Organism: Equus quagga
Lineage: Eukaryota; Metazoa; Chordata; Mammalia; Perissodactyla; Equidae
Gene: CCNE2
Product: cyclin E2
Exons: 12
Coding region: 103-1317 (404 amino acids)
Biological process (GO): G1/S transition of mitotic cell cycle; regulation of cyclin-dependent protein serine/threonine kinase activity
Cellular component (GO): cytoplasm; nucleus; centrosome
Molecular function (GO): cyclin-dependent protein serine/threonine kinase regulator activity
Source: RefSeq, a predicted model, not a curated record
AGCCGGGACGCGGAGGAGGAGCCUCUAAGACUGCCUCCCGCCGCCGGGCCGCGCAGGCAGGUGAAGCGGAGCGCAGAGGUUUCAUACACCUGAAAGAAGAGAAUGUCAAGACGCAGUAGCCGUUUACAAGCGAAACAGCAGCCCCAGCCCAACCAGACGGAUUCCCCGCAAGAAGCCCAGAUAAUUCAGGCCAAGAAGAGAAAAACAGCCCAGGAUGUCAAAAAAAAGAAAGAGGAGGUCACCAAGAAACACCAGUAUGAGAUUAGGAAUUGCUGGCCACCUGUAUUAUCUGGGGGUAUCAGUCCUUGCAUUAUCAUUGAAACACCCCACAAGGAAAUAGGAACAAGUGACUUCUCCAGAUUUACAAAUUACAGAUUUAAAAAUCUUUUUAUUAAUCCUUCACCUUUGCCUGACUUAAGCUGGGGAUGUUCAACGGAUGUUUGGCUAAACAUGUUAAAAAAAGAGACCAGAUACGUUCAUGAUAAACAUUUUGAAGUUCUGCAUUCCGACCUGGAGCCCCAGAUGAGGUCAAUACUUCUAGACUGGCUUUUAGAGGUAUGUGAAGUAUACACACUUCAUAGGGAAACGUUUUAUCUUGCACAAGACUUUUUUGAUAGAUUUAUGUUGACACAAAAGGAUAUAAAUAAAAACAUGCUUCAACUCAUUGGAAUUACCUCAUUAUUCAUUGCCUCCAAACUUGAGGAAAUCUAUGCUCCUAAGCUCCAAGAGUUUGCUUAUGUCACUGAUGGUGCUUGCAGUGAAGAGGAUAUCUUAAGGAUGGAACUCAUUAUAUUAAAGGCUUUAAAAUGGGAACUUUGUCCUGUAACAAUCAUCUCCUGGCUAAAUCUCUUCCUCCAAGUCGAUGCUCUUAAAGAUGCUCCUAAAGUUCUUCUACCUCAGUAUUCUCAGGAAAAGUUCAUUCAAAUAGCUCAGCUUUUAGAUCUGUGUAUUCUAGCCAUUGAUUCAUUAGAGUUCCAGUACAGAAUACUGGCUGCUGCUGCCUUGUGCCAUUUUACCUCUAUCGAAGUGGUUAAGAAAGCCUCAGGUUUGGAAUGGGACAACAUUUCAGAAUGUGUAGACUGGAUGGUGCCUUUUGUCAGUGUAGUAAAAAGUACGAGUCCAGUGAAGCUGAAGAUUUUUAAGAAGAUUUCCAUGGAAGACGGACACAAUAUCCAGACCCAUACAAAUUAUCUGGCUAUGUUGGAUGAAGUAAAUUAUGUAAACACCUUCAGAAAGGGGGGACAGGUGUCACCAGUGUGCAAUGGAGGCAUUAUGACACCACCGAAGAGCACUGAAAAGCCACCAGGAAAACACUAAAGAAGUUAACUAAGCAAACAAGUUGAAAGUGACCAAGUAUUGGAUAGAAUUUCAUAGAACUGAACUAAAGUUUUACAGGAAAAUAGUGCUAUGACUGUCCUAGCCAAUUCAGAAGUUUCACUGCCAUUCUUUGAUUUUAAAAAACCACUUAAAAUUGGCACUAAGGAAGAAAUCUGUUUAAAGAAACAGGAGGACUUGUUUACAGAGAUGACUUCAUUCCCAGGGUGACUGAAUAGAAGCCAGCCACGAUUUAUGCCAUGACAAUUUUUUUGAUCUAGUGUUACUAUGUUUAUCUUGAUAAACUAGGAAUUUUAUCAUUGGAGUUUUGGACUAGAUAAAUGCUACCUUAAAGGGUACAUUAAAUGAUACAGUACUUUGAAUCCUAGUUUUUAGAUUCUCAAAAUUCACACACUCUUAACUAGUGCAAUUUGGUUCUUGAAAAUAAAAUUUAAACUUGUUUACAAAGUUUUAGUUUUGUAUUAAGGUGACUAAUUUAUCUACAGCUGCUGUAGCAAGCUAUUAUAAAACUUGAACUUUUACAAAUGGUGAACUUUAAUCUGUUUUUAAACUAGUUUAUUUGCCUUGCCAUAAUAUUUUUAACCAUCAAGGCUUUGAUGAACAUGGUGUUUAAACUGUGCUCUAUACAGUGGGAAUACCAAAGAAAUUACAAACAAGAUAAAUGCUGUGGCUCCCACCUGGGACUCUGACAUAUAGUUUGCUUUAUAACAACUUUUUUGUACAUCACAAUUUGGGUGAAAAACUUAAGUACCCUCUCAAACUAUUUAUAUGAGAAAGUCACUUUAUUACUCUUAAGAUAUCCCUAAGGAUUUUUUUUUUAAUUUAGUGUGACUAAGGCUUUAUUUAUGUUUGUAAAACUGUUAAGGUUCUUUUUAAAUUCCUACGUUAUGAGUUAAGGACAGUGUCAAAGUGAUAAAGCUUAACACUUGACCUAAACUUCUAAAUUUCUAUUUUCUUAAGGCAGAAAAGUAUUAAAUGUAUACUGACUCUUAGAAAUCUAUUUAUAAAAAAAAAAAACUUGACAACAACUUGCUGUAUAUAGACUAGCUACUUCUACAUAAAUAUUUUAAAUUAGCUUUUUAAAAAAAAUUUCAGCCUCAAAUGUGGAUUUAAUUAGAAAACAAAUUA